GCGCAGUCGAUCUACCCUGCAUUCUUGCAAUUAUAACAAAAUUUCAAUAAGUUGAUUGGCUACAUCAUUACGAGUAUAAAGAUAGAGAUUUUUGCUUCGCAGUGAGUAACCGUUUCGAAAUUUGGCAGGUCAAGCUUAUGCACUUCACAUUUGUACAUCUUGGAAUGCUUACGACGGUUUUUCCAUGAGAAUCCACAGUUCAGUAAAUAAUAUGGCGUUUUAUUUCACCUUAAUCUUAACAAUUCAUACGUACUUAUAUCAAGCCCUCUGAAUUUAGCAUCUUCAGCCCUCUUCCCUACUGAAUUUUUUUGGUUGAUGAGAAAGAGUCCCAUCCGCCAACACCACUACGUCGAUCCUACUUUUGCAUCAACAUGUACCAUCAAAAGGUAAAACAAAUGCUGCGUUUCAUUACUUUUGUACUUUCUAUCUCAACUAUCACAAAGGCUCAAACGCUCGUUGGUUGCGAUUCUGUGAACUGCGGCACUCAGUAUAAUCCACCCAGUUGCCUUGUCGAUGGUGCCACACUUUCCGCGAUCGGAAUUACUUCAUUUAACACUUCUGUCAAUUCUUCACCAUUUACCUGGACAUUGGGAAUUCAAGAAUCGGAUGAAACAGCUGAAUCUUCUGUCCCUACUACGCACCUCAAGAACCGUCAAACUUCUUCGUAUCCUCCGGGACUUUUAUCUCGGCACUCCUCCGACAAUAAAUUAACAUCGGAGUCAAACACCCAUGCAUGCGCACUAUUCUUCGAUGGAAUAGCAUCAGACUUAACAUUUGGAACCAGCGCUACAGGAACAUGUAAUGAUGCACUCACAGCAUCUUGUGUUGAUGACCUUUUAGCUCAAUCUCAAUCUCAAAUGGCCAAACUUUUGUCACGCACCUCGAACGCUCAAAAUGAAACAAAGAUUUGCAGUGCAUUACAAUCAGCCAUCAAAUCUCAAGCUCCGGCAUCUUGUAUUGCGGCAAAGUCUGGUAGCUGGGGAGACAUUUUUGCACAAGGGUUGAGCUCCCCAAUUUCUCCUCCAAACACACCCAAGUCACCCGAUUGUAUCCCAACGACUGGAGAGAAUUACGAGUUAUCUUUGAUCCACAAUACCACAUCCUCUAGUAUAACGGAUGUCAGUCACUCAGUAUUACUUUCAGACCUCGCGAAGGGCAAAUUUUAUGAUGGCAUUACCCCGAUCCUUACGGUUUUAUGGAACACAUCCAGUUUCAAUGAUACCUCGUUCAUUGCUACCAGUGCAGAAUCGCAUUUGAGUUGUUUGAAAGUGGUGGAAAGUACGAAUGGAGAGGCUGGGGGCACUUCUUCGCCUACAAAAUCUGAAGGCUCUGUUAUGGGUACAGAUAGGUAUUGGAAUUGGGGUAUAGUAACGGUUGUUUGGGGAUGGAUUUUGUUUCUUUAGUAGUGAGGAUUUGUGUGCGGAUUAGAAAUGUUGAUAACUGCAUCCUACAGAGAUCGAAGAAUGUUACUUCAUCCGCGCCUUCUGGGAGUAGAUCUCUGAUCUAUAUGUGAGAGCUCUCAUCUAAUGCUACUUUGAUUUUUACAUGGAAUUUUUUGUGUGUGAAGUAUACGGAUGAAGUAGCACUUACGAUGGAUGGUAGGUCCUAAAUGUCAAUGUUGCAUUUUGUCUAAAGAACUAGCUAUAUACAGGAAUCAUCAUGCCUUAAAUAAGGCCUAUUGAAAGAGCUAGUCUCUUUCGCAUCUGCUUAGGAUUAUAAUACAAUGGCUAUUGAAUUGAAGUCA
Molecule: messenger RNA, 1744 nt
Organism: Botrytis cinerea B05.10
Lineage: Eukaryota; Fungi; Ascomycota; Leotiomycetes; Helotiales; Sclerotiniaceae
Exons: 3
Coding region: 372-1403 (343 amino acids)
Source: RefSeq, a predicted model, not a curated record